Exaiptasia diaphana is the source of this 6779-nucleotide messenger RNA. RefSeq lists its product as uncharacterized. NCBI's taxonomy places the organism in Eukaryota, Metazoa, Cnidaria, Anthozoa, Actiniaria, Aiptasiidae. The record is from RefSeq and is a predicted model, not a curated record. Bases 301 to 5904 code for a protein of 1867 amino acids. Gene Ontology annotation, molecular function: ATP binding; protein kinase activity. Gene Ontology annotation, biological process: protein phosphorylation. The transcript is spliced from 11 exons.
UCUACUGGUGAUAAGACUAUAUAUAUGUUGAAAAAGAUAUGCAGAGACAUCUAAUUAAGUUUUAACAUCGUUAUAAUUCCUUUGGAAACGAAGGGUUUAGAGUGAAACGUUCACCAUUUGGUAAUACAAACUACUUGCGUGACAGACAGGAGUCCUUAGUCCAGUUCCUAACUUUCUUUCCAGUCUUAUGACAGCGAUAGAGUCUGGAUGAGGGGUUCCAAGAAUCGAGCUUUGUUUGUAAGAAAUAGCUUCGUCCAUUUUACACAUUGCCAUCUUGUUUGAAUCUAUUCUCCAACACGUAUGGAACCAAAUAAGUCGGAAGGYGCGCAAACUUCAGAGAGAGGUUUUCACGAGGAAUUUCGUGAUCUCACCCGUUACAUUGAAUUCUUCAAAGACUGCUACGAGAAGUCCAGCAACUUAAUUUCACAAAUUGAAAGUGUGUUCAGAAAUGAUUUGAACCAGACUGGCCCUAGCGCAGGGUUUAUCACAAAAGAAGAAAAGGCUCAGCUUGAAGACUUUAUAACCAAACGAGCAUCAGUGUUAGUAGUUGGUCAGACAAACUCAGGCAAAAGUUCCUUGAUUAACGAACUAUUAGGUUCCUCCUACCUUCCGACUUCAGAGGUCCCUUGUACAUCGCGCAUUGUACGCAUUCGUUACAGCGAGAAGAAUUUUUUACAAGUGAAAGAUUGGACGGGUGAAACUAAGAUUCAAGCGACUGAAUUUAAAAAGAAUAUUCCUAAGGCUGAAAUUGCCCUUGAGGAUGACAGCAAACGAGGUGACAAGAAAUGGGCACGUUGCAUCGUUGAGGUUGGAUUAAACAACCCUCUUCUUCAAGGAGGGCACCUGGAGUUUAUUGAUGCUCCUGGUAUGAGUGAAAAUGAAGUACUUGAUUCAGUAGUGAACGAAUGUGUACAUGGGAUACUGCAGAUAUUGAUUUAUGUUAUUGAUGGAAAUUCUUCGCUUAGGACUCAGGAUCGUGAAUUUCUKUACAACCUUAAACAGAAAAUAGGAGGAAUUCCUAUAUUCUUUGUCUGCAACAAAGUGGAUUUCGACGAGCGGGCUGCCGAGUUUGACAGGGAUGAUGAUGAAGAUGAAAGCUAUCUGAACCUAGAAAACCAAAUGAAAAUAAUCAACGAGAAGAAAACUCGUAGCUAUUCUGCUUUAGUUCGCAGCCAUAUUAUCGAAAGAGAACUCGAUGAAGUCGAAAGCUGCGAUUUCUUUCAUGGCGUGUCCACAARAGAAGUGAAGAAAGCAAGAAGGAAGAAAACCUCAGAUGUACUUCAAGUGCACUCUGAUGCUUUYGAGAGGAUGAAGCAAUGCUUCCUUACGUUUGCUUCUGAGAGUGUAAUCAGACAUGUGAGCAAGGUUGCAAGAUUGUUGGGAGCGAUACAACAGCGCAUUUUCGACUUYUACAUCAGCCGGCAGCGUAACAACUUAAAAAUGCAUGAAAUUCACACAGUCAUACUUAGACUCGAAAAUAUAGAGACAAACUGUUUUGAAAAUAUGCAAAGAUAUGUGCUUGAAAACUGCGAGAAAAUUGAACGGAUUCUUGCAAACGCCAUCAGUGACAAGGAAGACGAAAUCCUUGUUGCAGCCGAGGACAUGGAAUUUGCGCCCAUUCCCAUCGCUGAUGUUGUACAUCGUAACGAGAUCAUCAACCAGUAUAAAGGGCAAAUACGAAAAAUGGUCCUUAUAGCCGCAUUGAACAUAUCUUUAAAAGCGGUUACCCAAACGGUACGUAUUGUGUCAUCCAACGUAAGGGAACAACUUCAUCGAUCUUUAAGAGACGCAUCCAAAAAGGCCGGUCUUACAGGAAAACUUGUGCAACAGCUGUUAAAACACGCCGAUGUUUUAACGACCGGUUAUUGUGUCAGCGACCUGAUUAACAUGGCUGUUGUCAAAGACUAUUCUUUGAUGAACCUGGUCUACAAAACACUUGAUCCUCCAAAAACCUUCAUCGCAGAUGUUAUGUCUGUCUUCAAGGGAACCACAGUUGACAAGCCAUGGAAACGCAAGAUUGCUAAGAAUGUUUUAGAUAAUGUUGAUCGCAGUAAAUUAAGAGAUCGAAUCAUCGGUGCGCUACUCGAUAUCUUGCACACCAGCCAUCAGUCAUUCAAAACCAACUUGAGAUGUAUUGAAGAGCUCUCUAAAAAAGCGCAAAGUCAAACCGAGCAACAGGAGGAAACAGUCAGUGAGUAUGGGCCAGCUUUUGCUAGAGUUAUGUGCCAUAAUGAUGCACUCUUAAACACUCUGGAAAAUCCCUGCUUCCGACUUGGAGACCAGAUCGGCCGAAUCGGAAAGCGAAGUACGGUGUAUGCUUGCUACAGCUCUAGAGGACGGUUCAGUGAGAUGAAACUUGUAGCAAAUCAGCCUCAUGAACAUGCGUCCAACUUGGUGGACUAUGCAAUUCAACACGCACUGAAGAGACUUGAYGAAAAACACUCAAAUGUYAUGUCUCCUGUGUCAAUAGUGUUGAUCGACAAUCAUAUGACACUUCUAUUACCAAGACUACAGACUGACCUGUACACCGCCUUGACGGAAACCUCAMWCAAAGCAAUAUCCACAUUGGCAAGGUUGACGAUCUUCAAAGGAAUGGUAGACGCUUGUAGAUUCUGCAGGGAGAAAGGUCUCCAGUUUAUCGACCCAAGGAUUACAAAUGUCAUGCUAGAUGAACGUCAUCAAGCUUUCUUGAACAUUUGUAAACCACGUGACGACAGCAUCUGUUACCCAGACGACCUUGCUCCMUUCCACGUAUCUGCCGCACCACCACCUCUCAUCCAUACUUCKGAAACGGUGCUGCAAUUUGCCCUUCAGCACGAUGUAUACGCCCUAGGAAUCAUGGGAUGGCUGCUCGCUUUAGGGGAGUACAAAAGACCCGCCUACGCUAACACYGCCGACGUGACUGAGAUUUACAARGCRGCAGGUCGAAAAGCCUUCCCAGAMAUGGAUCUAAUCCCACCCGAACUCGAUAAGGAAGGUUUUGGCGAUCUCAUUUCCGACUGUCUCGGAGAAGCAUGUUCCAUAUGGAUGUUGCAAGAGAAACUCUUAGAAAUCAUGACAAAUCAUGAGAAAGAUGGUGAAUCAGAAAUUUUAGAUACCUAUGUAAUGAUGGCCACCGCUUCGAUCCAGUCGUURCAGACUGCUGUGACGAACUACGAAGUYCACAUCAAACAGAUCUCUGAGCUUCACCAACAAACGCAACAAUGUCUGGACGAGAUUCAAGAUCUCAUCAAUGUAGAGGAACAGACUCCCUUUCAUUUGCAGAAUUUGCCUCAGUUCGACUUUGCGAAACGGCUACCUUGUGUGCUUUUCAUUGGUAGUCAAAAUUGUGGUAAAAGUACUUUACUGAAUGUAUUCCUUGAGAGAGCAAAACUACUUCCAGUUCACGARACACCCUGUACGUGUCGAAUAGUACGUGUUCUUUACAGCAAGACAAACUAUGCAAGGGUUAUAGAUACAGAUAGAAAUGAGCUGGACUGGAAAGAAUUCAGAAAGAACGUCCCGAGGAAGUUUGUCGUCCUAAGAGAUGCACAGCGUGAAGAAGGAACUCAUCUUCAAUGUAUCGUAGAAGUUGGACUGAACCAUCCUUUGUUGGAGUGUGGAAUCGAGUUGAUUGAUUCACCAGGUCGYAAUGAGAAUGCAGCACUUGAUCAUGUUGUAGAAGAGUUUGUAGAGAAGGGAGUUGUGCCUCUUAUUGUCUAUGUUAUAGAUGGGAACAGUCAUAUUCGAAAAAAGGAUCGCGAAACUAUUCGUGAUUUACAAGACAAGUUUCCCAAUGUGUCCCAGGUAUUUGUUUGCAGUAAAGUAGACAAAGUCAAAAACGCUGAUUUAAAUGACAAUAAAGAUGAACAAGACGUCGACGAAGACAUGACAGACUACAAGGACCCAAGUCAAGAAUUAAUUGAGCUUGCCAUGGAAAAAAAGAAAGAAGUCUUUCGUCAGCUCAAAGAGGCAUCUUUCUUAGGUUCAGAAGACGACUUAGAUUCCUCGCUUAAUUUUCAUGGAGUUUCUGCGAGAAAUGUGGAGAGAGCUCGCAGGAAAUGUAGACAGAAYCACGACACUCGGUGCUUUGAUCGCUUUCAGUGCGCAAUUUUGCAAAAACUAGAGAAUGCCCUCAAGAAAGACAGCAAAAAAGCACUGAACAAUUUGUUAUCRGCGCAAGAAAUGAUUUUACUCUCGGCUGUAAAUACGAGAAAAUCUCUUUCUCAUACAGCUAACGUAAUUCCAACGGUAUGUGACCAAGCUCUGAAGACAGAGCUGUCAAUUUUUCAAACAACUUUGCAAUUAAGUUUCAAAAGCCUCGAGAUUAAGGAAACAAUUCGUCGCAAUUUGGAGCAGUUAUCUGCAGAUUUUAUGGAUGAAGGUGAGCACUAUCAACUUGCAGACAAAGGAACUGUGAUGAAAGAAUAUAAAACAAUCACGGAAAGCGCUAAGAUUGACCCAGAAUUGUUAAAGCAAGUCCGUGUCGAAGAAUUACUAGUARUGGAGUUCACCRGCUUCAUCAAAGGAGCUAUACUUGACAAAACUUUCAAUGUGUUGAAGGUUACCAUCCAUGGUGUAUUACGAGAGGGACUCUCUCAAGCAGUCGGAGAGUUGAUUAAACUUACGCAAUCUGUAAGGAAUCCUCUGAUUGGACGACUUGUCAAAAGGAUUUUUGGUGCUUCAUCAGAAUCUCAAGAAGACGUUAAUAGCUUCCUUAAACUGCACAUGAUCCUGGACGGCUUGCUAGACUCGGUAGACGGGGCUGUUAAUUCAACACUUCGACGAGAAAUCUCAGGACCUCUCAGUGAGUUCAGUGUGAGUGAUGUAGGAAAUAACCCAAGGCCCCGGGACAUGCACUGGCGACGAAAAGUCGUACAGACAUUAUUGUCGAAGCUGGAYUAUGGCCAUGUUGCAGACAGAGUGAUCSAAACUUGCGACGAGUCGCUUCUCAAGCUACAUAAGCUCUUCCGUGAGACCGUAGAAAGCUAUCGUGCUCUCAAUACAAUCCUAGAGAGUGAUAAACUGACAUUGACAGUCGAAAAGCUGCGAUCAAAUUAUGUACCACGAGUGGCCGAGUUAGCAGUCAGAGGACAUGCUAUUCGGUACGCUAUCGAGCGUGGACCACCUAUACUCGGAGAGCACAUUCAAUCAACUGCGCAUGGUCGCAUCCUGUCGUGUUCCAGUCGGCAAUGGUUCUGUGGCAAGGACGAAGCUGUAGUUAAAGUUUUUACGAAGUCAGAAGUUGGUCCAGACGUCUGGCAUCAAACCAUGAUAGAUUGCUUGCAUUCAUUGGAUGUCAAUGAAAAGCUUGGCCGAUGCUGCRCCAAUCAUCUACAGCUAUUUGGAUGGUAUUUUCCAGAUCCUGACCAAUUCUACAUUGUGAUGGAGAAAGCACAAUGCGACUUGUUAACGGCGUUGARAGGAGGGCUUUCCUGGGAAAGACGGAAGAUAGUGGCCGUGGAUGUAGCAAAAGGAUUGGAAGCGUUGCAUGAUGUAGAAUAUGUGUAUCAAGAUCUCAAGCCUCAGAAUGUCAUGCUAACUGCCGAUGGAACGGCUAAACUUAACCUCGCUAAACCCGAAAAGCCAUUUGAAAAAACACAGUUAGGAUUGCCCUUCCACAUUUCACCGGACAUGUACAAAGACCAUSGCAAAGACCGCUCCAAGARCACUUUUGACAUCUACGCCUUUGGUUCGUUGUUGUGGGUAUUGUGUGAGGGGUCUGGAACUAAUCAACCCAAGGUCUACUCGCACUGUCAAGACAAAGAAGCCAUCAAGUUCGCAAUAUGUGACAAUGGAAUCAAACCCGAACGGCCGYCUGGAACCCCGAAUGCAUGGUGGGAUUUGAUGAGUGCUUGUUGGGCCCUUAAGUUCAACAUCAAAAGUUUACUUGAGAAGCUACGCAACCUUGACACACCUAACUAAUGUGUAAUUGUAUCGUACAAUACAUAAUUACUUUUCAAAGAUUUUUACUGAUGGUUGAGCUGCCUGUGCCAACCAAAGACGAUCKCGUGAACGAGAGAAUAGGUUGGGUGGCUGACAUGUGUGUAGUAACAGUGUCGCUUUUGACUAUUCAUAUCGUCUUCUGUGUUAAAGCAUCAAAAAUCUCGUUUGAAAUUAAUAUUUCAGUCUGAAGUUGAUUACAGCAUUUGUAAGAUAUACAAGACAUAAAACCAAUGCUCAUUUUGAUUGUUGAAUAAUUUAAUAGAACCAACUUAGAUGUGUUUGAAAUGAUAACUAUGUAUAAAUGGCAUGCAAUCUAUGAUUCUACUAACGAUUUCCAUGACAUGAAAGGUAUUAUGUAUAUAUAUAUAUAAUAUAUGUAUCAAGAAUAUUGUACAAGGAAACAAAAUUGUAGAAUCUUCUGUAAACUACAUUGGUAAUGAUCGACUGAUGAAACACAUUGCUCUUUCCUUGGCAAGAAAUCUAGUCUUCUUUUAUAAAUCACAGGAAGCCCAAUCUAGUUGUGGGGUGUGKGGGAAAGAUUAGCUAAAAAAACAUCAAUUCAGACUGAAAUCACUACCAGAGAUCUCAACAAAAUUUCAAUAAACAACCAAUGAAAGGUAGAAUAUAUUUUCUUUAUUUUUCACCAAGAUACAGAUAAUAGAAWUGUUACCCUUGAUUUUAGAGAUCGGGCUUCCUGUUGAUAAAUUUGAAGAAAAAAUACUAAAUAUAAUCGACAAGGCCAAGUUGGACUGAAAACUACUGUAACCUUAAGGAAAUAUAAAUCUGUACGUAAAUAUAGAAGCAGAUUAAUGAUAUACACAAACAAUGAAUGCAUUUUUGGUUUGGUAAGCCUA